GGAAAACGCCGGAAAAUGCACGUAAACAAACACCUGUGGAAAUAAUGGCCUACAGCGAGCGGCUGCAAUCGCAGAACCUCGUUCACCUGCUCCAGAACCGGGAAUCAGGCUUCCACGCCCCCGGUAUCUUUGCCAGCAGGAGCCCGCAGUUUGCUCACGAGCGACACUUCUACAAGUGCAUCACUCCUUGCCUGACUAUAGAUUCCAUUUCGAUUCCGCAAGUCUACCUGCGGAAGUUCACUCCAGAUGGAAGCAAGUUACUGGCUUUCUCUCAAGAUCAGCGCAGCCUGCAUAUUUACAAGUACAAGGGCUUCAGCUCGGCGGCCGUGGGCGAGCUGAUCCGUGAAGCGAAUGUGGGCACUGGAGAGUGCUUCAAGGGCCAGGAAAGCAGCUUACAAAACCAGAUCUUCGACCGCUUGUUUGCCACAAAGGAUGCUGCUGUCCUGCGCCUGUGUCAGGGCGACAGCGGACGUUAUUAUCUGCACCGGGAGUUCAGCGUUUUCCUGGAGAAUGGUCGCUACGUUCUGCUGGCUGCAAUGUCCGUCCUGAGAAACGCCCUGCCCACCAUGUCUUAUGUCCUCUACCCGGAUUUGUUUGACAAACUGGACGCCUACUCCUACGUGUUCUUCGUGGUAGACCUGGAAAAGGACUGUGUCACCCACAGGCUCUUCCUGUCGCAGGACUCCAUUGUGAUUGCCCAUAACCAUGGCAUCUCGGUGUUCGGCUCCACCAUUGCAAUUAUGUCGAGGCUGCAUCAGUGCAUCUAUGUUUACGAGUUGGUGGAGGGUCGGUUGGUUGAACAGGAGACGAUUGGUCCGCGGCCGCGAGACUUUAUCGAGAAUGCGUCCAUGGAUGUUGGCAAUCUGGACGCCACAACGGUUCUGCCCAUCACUCACAUCAAACAGAGGGUGCUGAGCUUCCUAUAUCGCCAAAUUAAUGUGGAGGCUCCAGGAGCGAAGCAGAAGCUGCAAGAUUUUUACAAGAACUUUGAAUUCGUGGAAUACAUGAUUAUGGAAAGGAUGCAAUUGGUGAACAAGGAACUCCUGCUGUUGCGCUACGAAGAACGGAACAGAACGGACAGUGAUGUUACGCCUCUGCUACCAUCACCUCGCCGAUUGUAUGUUUUUUACAAUAUAGCCAGCGAGGAAGUGGUGGGAGUGUAUCACGACGACUCCGUUGAUUUGCUCCAAAUCAUACUCCAGUUCUACGACCAGAUGAGCAAUGUGCGAUCCAUGCAAACCGGAGAUGCUCCCUCCCUGCCGCUGCAUUUUUUCCUCAAACAAAACUUUGCGGAUGCCAGCGAAUCGAUACCCUUUAUCCGUCAUGCGGCUUUACGCUUCAAUUCCAGUGUUCCCGUGAGCUCACAGAGUCUGUCCCCAUCGCCGUAUCUUCAGUUUAACGAAUUCAGCUACGAUGACCGCCACAUAUCGCCCUUUGAGCGACCAAAUCCCUGCUCCACAGAGCCCAUUGUUUUCAGAGAUCGCAUGACGAAGAGCGUCAAGUUCCGGCUUUACGCCAAGGCACGUCGGCCAGUUAGCUCCCUGUCGCCACGGGAGUUGUGCGCCUUCAUUUGGCAUCCUUUCGAGCCCUUUGUGCUCAGCAUUCAAAAGUGUAUGAACAGCUAUGCCUACCACGUCCAUUUGUAUAACCACAGCACGGUGGUGGAACAGACGAGUAACUAAAGUAAAUGUUUUGUGUGAUUUGUAAAUAAAUUCAGUAAAUAUAAACAAUUAACAAGA
Messenger RNA from Drosophila ananassae, 1739 nucleotides. RefSeq names its product DET1 homolog (gene abo). Lineage: Eukaryota; Metazoa; Arthropoda; Insecta; Diptera; Drosophilidae. Gene Ontology annotation, cellular component: cullin-RING ubiquitin ligase complex; nucleus. The transcript has 2 exons. The record is from RefSeq and is a predicted model, not a curated record. Bases 45 to 1682 code for a protein of 545 amino acids. Gene Ontology annotation, molecular function: ubiquitin protein ligase binding; ubiquitin-like ligase-substrate adaptor activity. Gene Ontology annotation, biological process: protein ubiquitination; positive regulation of proteasomal ubiquitin-dependent protein catabolic process.